CACCGGGAAGCUUUUGGCAGCAGCAGCAUGUAUUGCAAGUUGUACAAUCCCAAGCUGAACCCUGAACCAGACUGACUCUGGACCAAGCCUGCUACUAAGCGCACAGGGUGAGACUCACAUGGCAUCUCGAAAGACUCGCAGCAACUCGGAAGCCCGUACUAUAGUUCCUGUGCUGGAGAUCGGCGAAUGAGGGUAGUUUGCGGCAAGGUAUCGUCGGCCGAUUGAAGAGCGAGGAGUAGAAAUCGCAGGCGUUGGCGGCAAGGCGUUGAUGUUGACAAGAUAUGGCGGGGUUGAAAGGAGGACCGCCAAGUGAGUUAAGGUGCUGGCUUGGGAUUGAAAGGCGCAGCCGGUGAAGAGGAUAGGCACCAGGCGGGCCGUCGGAGGGGUCGUGAUGAUGACAGCGAGAGACCGACGUAGGACGGAGGGAGGAGGAGAGAAAAGGAGGAUUUUACUAUGAUUUUUCGUGGGGAAAAUGAAGGUUUGGCGAAGGUAUCUUCAGCUUCAAACGGACAGCUGGUGGAAGACGUGACAGGAAAGUUUGGCGAGUUACAGUGGCAGGGACGUACCUAAACGGUACCUGCCUACCAUGCCACACGAUCACCAAAUGAAGCGGCCUACGGGCGGGACGGGUCAUUCUAACCGCUACCAUCCAUUGCCAACCAGGGGAAAGAGCGGGCAGCCCUCAUGUGUGGCUAGUGGGAGUCGAGUUACCUAAGGUAGGUGGACCUGACCACUGAUGUGGCUGUGCAGUGCCGAACUCGCCCGAGGUGCUUACAGAGAGGUACCUACACUCAAUUACCAUUACGAAUAAGGAUGGUGGGGGAUAUGACGCUUUUUUGUAACAGAUAAGAAAUCAAAACCUCUCAUUGCUCGCUACUUAAAAUCCCAUCUGACCGUAAAACAAGGCCGUCGCUUGUAUUUCAGCUUCCAUCCCACUGUUCAUUGCAAAGCGCAACCAUGAACUAUCCCAUGAGAGAUAAAGCUGCUCACUUCAAACGGCCUCUGGGACCAGACCAGAACACGGCCAACAUACCAAUUAUUGAUAUUUCUGCUCCUGAUGCCGACCAAAAAGAAGUUGCUAAACAGCUUGUCGACGCUGCUGAAGAGCAUGGGUUCAUUUACAUCCGCAACAUGGGCCAUGACAUUCAAGCUAAGGACAUUGAUGGGGCGUUUGAUCUUGUCAUAAAGACAUUCGAAUGCCCCUUGGAAGAGAAGCAAAGGUGCACGAUUCAGACCAACAACCGGGGGUGGUCUGGCAUGCACUCCGAAACACUGGACCCUAAACAUCAAAAGGUCGGAGACUUCAAAGAAGCCUUCAACUUUGGCGAGUUCGCUGAUGGGAAAGCUCAACAGCCUCUCCCAUCUGACCUGGUUCCCGAUGAGCCUCAGAUAAGUGCUUUUGCUAACUCCUGCCAUGACCUCUGCCAGAAACUUCUUUACCUGCUUGGUCUAGGUCUCGGUGUCGACGAUUUCUUUUCCUCUGCUCACAACACAGAAAAAGGCGCUUCGAGCUCUAUCCUUCGUUUUCUGCGUUAUCCACCCCCGGAAUCUACUGCACACUCCGAAGAUGACAUUCGUGCUGGAGCUCAUUCAGAUUACGGCUCUAUCACUCUCCUCUUCCGUUUAAAGGGACAAGCAGGACUCGAAGUUCUCAGAAAGGAUAACGUCUGGGCACCUGUUCCUGUGUCUCCCGCUGGCACUGAGCAAGACCCCAGCCCGCCCAUUCUCAUCAACAUCGGCGACCUGUUGUCAUACUGGACGAACGGGCUGUUCCGCAGCACUGUACACAGAGUUGUCUUCCCCUCAGAAGGCAGCUCCGGGGUACAGGGGGAGACAAGCAAUGGGCCAAGAUAUUCAAUCGCAUACUUUUGUCACCCUGUCGGGGCCGUACCUCUUGAGCCUGUCCCUAGCGAAAGAGUAAAGAACUUUACUCCUUCCGAGGGAGUGUCCAGCGAGAACCCUUAUGCUACAAGAAAGGUCAUGACAGCCGAUGAGCACCUAUUUAUGAGACUCAAGGAGAGUUACGGCGAUCUGUAUGAGGAAAAAUCAUAGUUAUAUAGUUACAUCACACAUGAUAGGACAGCACAAUCGUUUUAUCGAUAUAGUGGUUUGUUAAUCAUAAACUAGUGUGGUCUGCCGGCCGUGUGUUUUGAUCCCGGAUUUCCCAUCACUGGGUUCCUAAUUUUAGAUAGUAUGAAGCUUCCAACGCAUGCGCCAGUCAGAGAACCCGUGAAAGUAUUUCUCUUCGA
Messenger RNA from Fusarium verticillioides 7600, 2249 nucleotides. RefSeq lists its product as hypothetical. The record is from RefSeq and is a predicted model, not a curated record. The transcript is spliced from 5 exons. Bases 958 to 2052 code for a protein of 364 amino acids. NCBI's taxonomy places the organism in Eukaryota, Fungi, Ascomycota, Sordariomycetes, Hypocreales, Nectriaceae.